Messenger RNA from Fraxinus pennsylvanica, 315 nucleotides. The record is from the annotation of a GenBank genome assembly. Lineage: Eukaryota; Viridiplantae; Streptophyta; Magnoliopsida; Lamiales; Oleaceae.
AUGAUAUUUAGCGACUGUAGUACUGGAGCUAAUGCCUCAAAUAACAAGUUGCUUCAUAAGAUGAAUACUGCAAUCGCUGGUACUAUAGGUGAUGGAAGUAAUGGAGAUAUUGCUGCUGAUCAAUACCAUCGUUAUCUGGAAGACAUAGAUCUAAUGGCCUCUAUGGGAGUCAACAGCUAUAGGUUUUCAAUUUCCUGGGCAAGAAUCCUACCAAAAGGGAAAUAUGGAGCUGUGAAUUUGGCAGGCAUUCUCACGAUCCGAAAGGCAAUUACAACCGUGACAGAUAAGAAUCAAUAUUUGAACUGGCGAUUUUAA